This is a messenger RNA of Hippoglossus stenolepis (Pacific halibut), 4663 nucleotides long. It is a transcript of the gene ptbp1a, whose product is annotated as polypyrimidine tract binding protein 1a. Gene Ontology annotation, cellular component: nucleus. NCBI's taxonomy places the organism in Eukaryota, Metazoa, Chordata, Actinopteri, Pleuronectiformes, Pleuronectidae. Bases 80 to 1819 code for a protein of 579 amino acids. Gene Ontology annotation, biological process: regulation of cell differentiation; mRNA processing; regulation of RNA splicing. Gene Ontology annotation, molecular function: mRNA binding. The record is from RefSeq and is a predicted model, not a curated record. The transcript has 16 exons.
CGUUCAGCCAUUUUGUAAGAAAAUCAAGCAAGUGCGCCGCCCUGUCUUCUCCUCAGACCUGCAGUUUGUUUCUUGUGCAAUGGACGGCCGCCUAGACGCUGACUUGUACCCUCUGGGAUCCGGCUACGUCCCUGAAAUCGAGAGUGUCCAUGACAUAUCAGUUGGCACAAAGAGGGGAUCCGACGAACUCUUUUCUUCCUGCAUAUCCAACGGACCCUAUAUCAUGAACGCAGCCAAUGGCAACGACAGCAAAAAAUUCAAAGGUGACGUCCGCAGCCCUGGUGUUCCGUCACGUGUGGUCCACGUACGCAAGCUUCCCAAUGACAUAAACGAGGCCGAGGUUAUUGGCCUGGGAUUGCCCUUUGGGAAGGUCACCAAUCUGCUGAUGCUGAAAGGGAAGAACCAGGCGUUCUUGGAACUGAACAGCGAAGAGUGUGCACAGACGAUGGUGAGCUACUACUCCUCUGUCACUCCCGUCAUCAGAAACCACCCCAUCUACAUGCAAUACUCUACCCAUAAGGAGCUCAAGACGGACAACUCUCCCAACCAAGUGCGUGCGCAGGCAGCUCUGCAGGCAGUCAAUGCUCUGCACGGUGGUGGGAUGGGAGGCAUGGCCAUUGCCACAGAUGCAGCAGCCAUGGGAGGAGCAGGGGGUCAAAGCCCUGUUCUCAGAGUCAUAGUGGAAAACCUCUUCUACCCCGUCACGCUGGAUGUCCUACACCAGAUUUUCUCCAAGUUCGGAACAGUGCUGAAGAUCAUCACUUUCACUAAGAACAACCAGUUCCAGGCUCUGAUCCAGUACGCCGAUGGCAUGACAGCUCAGCAUUCUAAACUGUCUCUGGAUGGACAGAACAUCUACAACGCCUGCUGUACCUUGAGAAUUAGCUUCUCCAAGCUGACCAGCCUCAAUGUCAAGUACAACAAUGAUAAGAGCAGGGACUACACUCGACCAGACCUCCCAACUGCAGAUUCACAGCAAUCUCUUGAUCACCAGACCAUGGCCGCCGCUGCAUUUGCUGCUCCAGGAUUAAUCUCGGCCUCUCCUUAUGGUGGUGCUCAUGCCUUCCCCCCAACCUUUGCCAUCCAACAGGGUCCGUUUCCCAUAGGUCUGUCAAUGCCUGGUAUGCCCGGUGCCCUGGCGUCCCUGGGUAUGAGCCAUGGUGGCAUGGCAGCCGCAGCUGCUGCUGCCAGCAGGCUCGGCCUAUCAGGCCUCACUGCCACUGGGGGACACAAUGUCAUGCUGGUCAGCAACCUGAACCCUGAGAGCGUUACGCCACACUGCCUCUUUAUUCUUUUCGGUGUGUAUGGCGACGUGAUGAGGGUGAAGAUCCUGUUCAAUAAAAAGGAGAAUGCUCUGAUCCAGAUGUCCGAUGGCACACAGGCCCAGCUAGCUAUGAGCCACCUGAACGGCCAGCGGCUGCAUGGCCGGGCCAUGCGCGUGACGUUGUCAAAGCAUACCACAGUGCAGCUGCCCAGAGAGGGCCACGAGGAACAGGGCCUUACAAAGGACUACAGCAACUCACCGCUGCAUCGCUUCAAGAAGCCUGGCUCCAAAAAUUACUCCAACAUCUUCCCACCCUCUGCAACACUCCACCUCUCCAACAUACCGCCUUCAGUGGUGGAGGAUGACCUCAGGAGACUGUUCGCCAGCUCAGGAGCGACAGUCAAAGCAUUCAAGUUCUUUCAAAAAGACCGCAAAAUGGCCCUGAUCCAGAUGGGCUCAGUCGAGGAGGCAAUCGAGUGCCUCAUCGAGUUCCACAACCACGAUCUUGGAGAGAACCAUCACCUUCGAGUGUCCUUCUCCAAAUCCACCAUCUGAGUGCCUUCCCUUCCUCCCUCCAAAUCUGCUGCCACUUGAACGCUGCUUCUCUCAAGUUCGCCUUCAGUGGAAAUAGCAACCAUAACACAUCUGUGGCUGUGUUUCUGUGUAGAGCGUUGCUCCCAAGACCACAAUUCUUAGUCAUUCCACAUCGUUAAUAGGUUUGGGCAUCAGAUUUGAUCAAGUCUGCUUAUUGAUUCCAGUUCUUAAAUUCCAAUUAUAUUCAUAUUUAGAGAAAAACCAUACAGAAAAGACACCAAAAACUGAAAUUAUUUUGAAUAAAAAUAUUGCUAAUUAAGAAUAAUCCUUCCUGACAUACACAAAUUAGUCAUCAUGGAUUUUGUGUUUGAGGUAGAUCUGCUUGCUAUUACAUCAGUGUGUUUCACAAUAUGUAGACAUUUUCAGGAGUCAUCAUUCCCCCUGAAAAUGUGUUUUCAAAAUGCCCUUCACUACAAGAGAUGAGAGCAACCUCAGAAUUAGCAACAUAAAAUGCUGAAAAUGACAAUUUCUUACCAAGAUUUGGCUCAAUCAGACCCACGACUCCCACACAUCACAUUAUUUUGCUGGGCACCAUUGUUGCAUUCCAGAUUAUUUGCGCCCGAUAAUGGAAAUCAUCUCUUCAGUUGUUUGCAAAAAAAGCUUCUGUCCAUAAUUAUGUAAAAAUUUAAAUGCUCAGGCAAGAUUUAUCAAGUGGUGUCAACAAAAGUGUCUAAACUUUGAUUAGAUUCAGUUUUUUAUUAAAAGCACUGUCUCCAGUUCCGAGCAGAUCCCUGGUGCCCAAACCUAAUCGAGUUGUUCCACCAAUAAGUUCCAAGUGAGAUCCUACGAAACGGGGCAACAUUCUGCAUUGAAACAUACUGAAAGUAUAUCGGGAGGUAAAGUCGAGGAAGCUGAUGAACUGUCGCGUUAGGUCACAUUGCUUAAAAUCACAAAGAAAAGACCCUCCACCGCAGAUUAUGUGGAUGAAUCGGAUCAGACACACUUCAGCAUUCCUUCUACUACCAUAGUUGUGUCGAUAUAUCUGUGUGUGUGUGUGUGCCUUUUUGAAAUGCCACUUUGAACCUGUUCGGCCAGUCGGUAAUGGGUUGAGACGAGGAUUUUGUUUUUGGCUCACAGACCCUACAACUCAUUUCCCAGUUUUACGUUUUGGUUUUAUCUUCUCGUAACUACCCACAUAUUUUCUUUUGGGGGAACCAUACCACUAUCUGAAGUUGUCCUAAUAAGAAUAACAUUGGUCUUGUGCCUUACUUUGCCCCAACCAGAUUGCCUUAAGCAUUGCUCUGGCUUCAUUUCGAAAUCGUGGUUCUCAAAAUGCCUUUUUAUUUUUUCUCCUCCAUGCCUAUUUGGUGUGUACCAGCAUUUGUAAAAUUGGGGAAAGUGGCUUAUUCAUUGUUUCUUCUUAUGUAAGGAUUUGUAUGCAUAUAGCCUCAUCAUAUAUAUAUGUAGAAACUAUGAAUGUAAGUCAGUUAGAUGCCUAAUAUCCUUGCUAGGUGACGUAGCUCUAUUAGGUGUAUUGUGGCAGGAGUGCAGCGGUAUUCAGGCUUCCUGUCCUGCAGUCCCCCAUUCACCUCCAUUCAGUCCUCUGCAGGGCCGGGGGGGGUGGCCGUGGGCCUCAUUUAACCAUAUUAUGUUCAUUUGUAUGUGGACGCGUAUAUUCAUUUAUCUUUCUUUUUAAAUGUUAGCAUUUACAUGUGUAUCACUUCUAAGCUUAACUGGUAACCUACAUGUAGUGGCUGGGUUUGAUCAUUAUCACAGUGCCUUGACUGCUUGAGUCUUAAAUCAGAGGCUGAAACACUUAGUGGCCUGGUCAGUUGAUUUUGUUGUAUACCUCUAAUUCAACUGUGUGAUCUUACCUGUCUGCAUAGAUGCCUUUAUCCCAUUCUAUUCAGGUAGCCGUACCUGUGAGAGGGCAGCUGGGAGGCAUUCGUCAAAUUGAUAGCAACAACGGUCUUGGACUGUCUACAAACCCAGUGUAUUUCUCUUAAAUUCAGGAUUAACAGGAUUACAGGGUGAGCCAACCCUCACCCAUCCCCUGUCUGUGUCCCCUUACGCCACAGUCAGGUUCUCUAGUGCACUUUUCCUCAAUGAUAGGUCCAAGUUGGCACCGUCACGCUGAAGUCUUAAAACGUCACAUUCCUGCGUGCCUCAAGCACCAGAUAUCACAGCCUGGACCACUAGUCUCGGACCAGAUACAGACACGCUCUGUCUCUAUUUUUGUAAAAGAUUGUUAUGCAUGAUUUAACAAAGCUUCAUGUAGCUGCAAACGGUUAUUGCUGUUAAGGACCAAAGUAUCUUCUAUCCCUGCUGUUUUUGUAGUGUUGUGAUUUCUUAAAGGUUUUUUUUGUCACAUUCCUGUUAUUCCACAAAAAAAAAAAACCAAGGCUUUGAUUUUCCUUGUUUCUGUUCCUCAGAACAGUUUGGACGAACGUCACAGAGCUAAAUGAGUUUUGGGUAACACCGUAUACUGUACCCCUUUUGUUUGAUUGACUUUACAAAGAACCUAAUUUGGCUAGCGCUCGCUUUAGAAGGGAUCCUUAAUUGAUCCUCAGUCCUAGCUGUGAUGUUGACAGUGUAGAUUAUAUGCCUUUCAGUUUCUGUUUAAAGCUUUUAUUUUUCUCUCCUUUUUUUUAUAUGGGGGCGGGAUGGGGUUAUUGUAUGAAAGCGGGAUCGAUGGUUGUAUAUAUUCGUGUUUUUGUACCACAAAAUCAUUUGGAUUAUAUCCACUUUACGUUCAAAACAUGUAUAUUUUGAUAAAACAAUACAGACCUAUUGAGCUCUUUGGAGCUGUAAAAACAACAAAAAAACUUUUGUAACACAAAGACAUUAAACCUAUCUGAACACACA